Messenger RNA from Triticum urartu, 3757 nucleotides. RefSeq lists its product as uncharacterized. The record is from RefSeq and is a predicted model, not a curated record. Gene Ontology annotation, molecular function: ADP binding. NCBI's taxonomy places the organism in Eukaryota, Viridiplantae, Streptophyta, Magnoliopsida, Poales, Poaceae.
UUGGCCAAAGGCAAAGGCAAAGGCAAAAGCAAUGUAUGUUGAUCAGCAAAACCAUAUGUGAAGCUAACACUCACAGUUGAUGCCCAACUCCCAUUCUUCUUCCUCCAUCCUGUGUCACCAUCUUUCUUCCCGGAGGAAACAGCACCAACAUUUCUGCUCUCUAAUGGACUCGCACAGGAUAUGUAGCUGCUAAUUAAGGUGCUUGCAAGUGGAGGAGGCGUGGAUGGGUUAGAUUAUUUGAGCCUGGAGCUUAUUCCGUUUGUUGGGCACGUGGGCCUUGAUUCAGAAACUCAUCAUGGACAGGCGUGGAUGGGUGCUGGGGUAUGGAUCACCCCAUGUCGAGGCGGCGGUAGAGAAUUUGAUCGAUUUCAUUGAGAAAACUAAAUAUAGUGUCAUAUAUUAUAAUGGAUGGCAUGGGUUGGCUGCUUCUGUGGUGCUUAGAGCUAUUAUCGAAGACCCUCCGCCGUCUCUGAUGAAGAAUUUCGACAAGAUCAUCCACGUCGAUUGCUCGAGGUGGAAAAGUCGAAGAGCACUACAAAGGAAAAUAGCCGAGGAACUGAAGCUUGCUGAAACUGUAAUGGCUAUUUUUGAUAAGCAAGAUGAAAAAGAUGAUUUGGAAGGGUUAGAUGAGGGAUCUCGAGCUGAGAUACAACAUGUUGUGCCAGUAAUCCAUCGAUCCCUACAGGAGCAUAGAUGUUUAGUGGUAUUUCAGAAUGGGAGCCACAACAGAGUUGACUUGAAUGAUUUAGGCAUUCCUCGAGCAGUGUUCGGCACUAGAAUAUUGUGGACUUUUAGAAGAAAGAUUCUGCCCAACUCAAGAAUUGAGAAAAAGAUGGACAAUUCAACUUUCUGUGUUUACGAAAGAGGUAGUCUCAGUCACAAGUUUUUUCUACAGGCAGAGGCUAGAGAAAUUGCUCGAUCUAUGGGAAAUCUUGCCAUCACCCCUGAAAUAGUGGCCGAGUGCUGCAUGUAUCUGUUGUCAUUAAUCUCUCGGGGUAGCGACAUUAUUGACUAUAAGUGGGCUACCCAUGCUACCAAAUAUUGGGUCUGCGAUGGCAUUGUACAAGGAGGUCAUGAUGAUGAAGCAUGGGAUGUUGGUACUGCUUUGCAUCAAUGGAUCGGAUUAGAGGACUGCUCAUUUGAUACAUUGGUAGAUUUUACUGAUAGUUUGGACGCCCAGAAACGUUGGAUGGUAAUGGUUGUCACCUCCACUAGUAUGGAAGAAAUAAAAAGGAUCGAGGCGGUGACUAUUCCUCCAGAGUCAACGUCCUUUUUCCUUGCAGUCCAAAGGGGAUCCAAUCCUCCAUUACCAUCAUUACCCGAUGGCAUGUUUCAUCAAUCGGAAAAUCUUCGUGUGCUCAGAUUAUGCAACUGCUCCUUCAAUUUUUCUUCACCUCCUUUCCGCUGUUGUCGAAGCUUAAGCUUCCUUGGAUUGGACAGCUGCAAGGAUCAACAAAAAGAAGAACCCGUGAAGCAAAGGAAACCAACUAUGGAAUUUUUUCACAGCCUAUGGGUGCUAGAUAUAUAUGACACAACUUGGGAACUGGCUCUGCCACAAGAGACAAUAGAGCAAAUGGCUGCAAACAUGAGGGAGGUACAUGUGAAGAAGGGAAGGAUUUGGUGCCGUAAUUUUUCAUGGCGACAACUACAGAACCUCCGCAAGCUUCGAAUAAUUGAACCUACAUGCUCUUGGGAAACAGAUGAACUGGAUGAAUUCACAAAUAUGGUAAAGUUGGAGCUCCUCGAUCUAUCUGGGAAUAGUACAAUGCAAGUUUUGCCAAGAGUAUCAGAGACAGUUGGUCUGAAGACUCUGAUUCUAGAUGGCUGUGUUCAGUUGGAGCAUGUUGGGCCUGAAGGACUCCCUCCUUCAAUUGAAUCAUUUAGCUUAAGUUUUAGUUCAAUCCAAGAAGCAAAAGUCUCCAAGAUCUCUUUGGUUGGUUGUGUGCAUUUGGAGAACUUCACAUUGCAUGGAGAAUUGCCGUGCCUUGAGGAGCUAGACCUAUCAAACACCUUAAUCAGGAAACUUGACUUGAGCAGUGAGGUGGUGCAGGUGCCUGAACUAGAGCGGCUCUUUCUGAUAGGCUGUGAAAACCUCCACGCAAUACUAUGGUGGAGCGUCAAAAGAAGGUUGAAAAUGCUACGCAUCAGCAAUCAAGGAAAGGGCGCCAUCAGGCCACAUGAUUCUUCACUUAUCUGCUGUGUUAACAGAAAAUAUGACGGUGAAGUUUAUGUUAGAGAUGCAAGGUUCAUCCUAUCGUUGGUGCUCGGUUUGUGGGAAAAACAUUCCAGGUUUUUGAUUACUGAUAGCCUAUACUUGAAUCUGUAUGGGUCUUUGGAGAUCAAAGCUGAAGGGAGAAGCAUUAAUAACGUGGGGAUUGAGACCCACGAUGAGCAGGUAGUUCGGCCAGUCCGAAGCCCCAUCAGAUGCUGCUACCAUGAUAUUGUACUCGAGGGGGGCGCUGAUUCUUAUGAGGUCCCACAGCCACUGCUUGUACCCCUGCACCGUCAUGUCGAGAUUGGUGAUGGAAUUAAUCUCACUGAUGUGGAUUCCGAUUGGGGAGUCAUAGCUAUUUUUCAAUUGAUAUGCCGGGCUCACUCAUUGCGCGUCCAUGACAAUUUUUCCAUGCUUGCUAUUGCCCCCAAACAAGAUUCUGUUGUCCUUAUAGGUGAACCUGCUCGUUUUGAUUUGAGAUGGUGCCAUGUCGACAAGUGUCCUAAGUUACAGGCAAUUUUUGUCCCUUAUAUCAAGGAGGUCAAUUGUUCCUUUCCUCACUUGGAGACCAUCUGGGUGACCGAUCUCCGAACGGCUGGCUGCAUUUGGAGCCAAGGAAUAAUGUGGGCAGUUCAGCAAGAAUUUGUCUUUGGACAACUGCGGAGCAUACACUUGCACAACUGCCCGAGGCUCAAGUAUGUCCUCCCAAUCUCAUCAUUCAUCUUACCCAGCCUGGAGACCAUCAAAAUAGUCAGCUGUGGUAGUCUCAGGCAGAUCUUCCCAUGGGACGUGAAUUAUGACGCUGGAAGAGAAGACACGGUGAAGAACUUUCCACAGCUAAAGCACAUCUACCUGCAUCAACUCCACAAUCUGGAGGUAAUAUGUGAAGACAAGAUGUUUGCUCCAAAGCUUGAGACCAUCAGGAUAAGGGGCUCUUGGGGCCUUAGGCGCCUCCCGGCGGUGGGCCUUCGCCGUGGAGUCAGUCUUCCUGUUGUAGACUGCGAGAAGGACUUGUGGGAUAACCUAGAGUGGGACGGGCUGGAGGCCGGUCACCACCCGUCACUCUUUAAGACACACCACUCACAGUACUACAAGAAGGCCCUUCCUCGAGUCUCAGUCCUCCGUUGAAUUGCUUUGAGCGUUCAGAUCUGGAGGCGGGAUGAUUUCUGCUGCUGCUGCUGCAACAACGGUUGAAUCAAGUGUUGGCUUGCCCAGUUGAAGUUGUGUUCAGUUUCCCAAGAAUAAAUUGGUGCUUGAUGUUGUGUGCGUGCACCUGAUUGAUCAUUUCUGUGUGUGUCUCCCCAGUGAGGAAAAGACGGUGCAUCAGCCACGUGGUUCGGUUUGGUUUGAUUUUUUUUCUUAUGUUUGUAUCUAAAAUAAGAGGGUCUGAUGUGCAUGUGGUGUGCCUAGCACAGCUACAAAACCCAUAGUGUGAGUGUUGCUUCCGUUGAUGCAUGACGACGAUUCAGCAGCAUGUUAGUGCUGCCUGAAAAGACUUAUGUAUUUUGAUUGAUUUGCAUUAUGUAUUUUGAUUGAUUUGCAUGA